AUGUCUGAAGACGAAAUAGAUAUGGAUGAUCUUCCUGUCAGUCACACGUUCGCAGAGCAGAAUAAAGAGCAGGCGCUUAUUAAUAAGCAAAUUAGAGCCACUAUUUCGGCUUCGAGAAGAAGGAUCAAACUUUUGCGCAAAGAAAAGCACGCUGCCAACCUAGCAACCGAAAGAGGUUCCGCUGCAGAAGUCAGUGACGAGUUUACUCUCUCGUCUACAUUUAACCCACUUGCUUUUGCAACUGGACUACAUGAUUUGCAAACAGAGGCGCUAUUUGAUAGCAACACUGUAGAUGUAAACAAAACCACUGAUAACGAGUCAGAUGAGGGCUACAACGGUAGUGAUGAACAAGAUCUGCUGAAAUCCGGGAGUGCUCCGAUGAGUGAAGAGCCGGACGACUGUUACGCAAUAAACGGUGGCGCUGAUCACCAAAAUUCGGAUGAUAUUUGUGGUGAUUUGNGAAAUCGUGGUCGACAGGGUGCCUUUCAUGUGGAACUACUGAGUCGGAAUCCGGUGGAGAAAAACACGUGUGAGGAGGCCGAGAAAUUUCUCCACGACAAAUUGUUUGUUCCGUUCCGGCAACUGAACGCGCACGACUUCGGUCGAGUUCGUUCGGACGUGAUGAUGAGUUUGGCGCGUAAACGCAAGACCCGAAAAAUGAACCGAUAG
Molecule: messenger RNA, 669 nt
Organism: Echinostoma caproni
Lineage: Eukaryota; Metazoa; Platyhelminthes; Trematoda; Plagiorchiida; Echinostomatidae
Source: the annotation of a GenBank genome assembly